Protobothrops mucrosquamatus (brown spotted pit viper) is the source of this 1515-nucleotide messenger RNA. Its product is annotated as ENTH domain-containing protein 1-like. Gene Ontology annotation, biological process: endocytosis. The coding region runs from base 1 to 1515 and encodes 504 amino acids. The transcript is spliced from 8 exons. Gene Ontology annotation, cellular component: clathrin vesicle coat; endosome; plasma membrane. The record is from RefSeq and is a predicted model, not a curated record. Gene Ontology annotation, molecular function: clathrin binding; phospholipid binding. NCBI's taxonomy places the organism in Eukaryota, Metazoa, Chordata, Lepidosauria, Squamata, Viperidae.
AUGGCACUCAGAAGACAUGUAAAAAACUUUGUGAAAAAUUAUUCUGAAGCUGAGGUAAAAGUCAGAGAAGCAACUUCUAAUGACCCUUGGGGCCCUUCUAGUUCUCUAAUGAUAGAGAUAAGUGACCUAACUUACAACACAAUUUCCCUUUCUGAGAUUAUGAACAUCAUCUGGCACAGGAUGAAUGACCAUGGAAAGAACUGGAGGCAUGUAUACAAAUCUCUUACACUUUUGGACUAUCUCAUCAAGAAUGGAUCAAAGAAAGUCAUACAACAUUGUCAAGAGGGUUUCUUUAACAUUCAGGUAUUAAAAGAUUUUCAUCAUCUAGAUGAAGCAGGAAAAGAUCAAGGUUUCCAUGUGAGGGAGAAGGCUAAGCAAGUUCUUGCUAUUUUAAAAGAUGAACAACUGAUGCAUAAUGAACGUGAAAUUGCACGCCGGACUAGACGGCGCAUUUCACAUGCAAUGCUUUUCUCCCAGAAGCCUUCUAACAAAGCUUAUGUACCAGCUACCCUUGGCUCAGAUCCCAUUUCAGAACUCCCUCCAUCAGAAAAUGUCCAACAUUUGCUGCCUAGAGCAUUACCUGCAGCAGAGCAAAACCAGCAGACAGGCAAAGCAGAAAUAGCCCAAGAAGCAACAGCACUGAAUAUCAUUGCAAAGAAAUCAUCAGAGAUCCACUCUGCUGUAUCACCAAGUUCACCAACCCCUCCUCCCCUAAUUGAGGUUGUGGCUUUUAAGGACUUGAUUACCUUUAGCGAGGAUGAAUCCUGUCCUGUGGCUGUGGAAUCAACAUUUCCAGCUACUGUCUGUAAAGAGGAAUUGGCAAAAGGUACAAAGGCACCUGCUAAUAACUCCUGGAAUACAGGUACUGUUUUGAGUCCAUCAGAAAGAAAUCCGCUCCCUUUGCAAAAGUGGGAUUCAGGCAGAAAAUCGAAGAAUUCAGUUGUUUCCAGAAUUAUGCUGAAAUCUCCAAAGAGGCCAUCAAGCAUAAAUAGUCAUCAAAUUGCCACAACUUUGCUUGAUCUUUGGUCAUCCAGUCCAGAGGAGUUUGUUGCUAUUAACAAACAGCAAAUCCCCAAGUCUGAUUUGGCUGGUUGUCAUACCAGAGCCUCUGUUGAGACCAUUUAUAAAUCUCCCAUCUUUCAAACCUUUGAUCCUCUAGGAACCCCUAUAACAAAUACCCUGAAAACAUCUCCAGCUCCUCAGCAGUACUGUGGGCCUAAUGUAGCUAGCUUACGAAACCUCCACUUUUUAACACCAAGCAUUGUAGAGGCAGUUGGUUUGAGUGGUGAUCUCGCCCCCAGACCAGAUCUCAAGGAACGGAUUGCACAUUCUUUUUCUCCUUGCCCAGUGUCUGAUGUAGAUGACAAUGCUAGCAUUUUAAGCCUACUACCUGAUAAUUCAAAAUGUUCUGUUGAGAAAAAUGAUAGCUUUAGGAGCAGAACUUAUCAUGCUUCUGGUGAAAGUUGGGCAAACAAUUUAGUGGAGGAAGAACUUGCUGGAUCUAACCCUACGUAA